Mus caroli (Ryukyu mouse) is the source of this 1559-nucleotide messenger RNA. It is a transcript of the gene Ccdc188, whose product is annotated as coiled-coil domain containing 188. The record is from RefSeq and is a predicted model, not a curated record. Lineage: Eukaryota; Metazoa; Chordata; Mammalia; Rodentia; Muridae.
GAGUGGCAGGUUAGCCAGGCCAGAGCCUGGACCUGAGGUCAGGAACGGGUCACAGGGACUAAUGGAGGGGCCAAAACCCCUGGGACCCUGUGGACACUCUCACCCCCAGCGUCCUCUGGCCCCAGUUUCAAGCAGCCAUGGAGGAUACCUGGAUCAGCCCUGUCAGGGAUUUGUAAGGUGUCCCUGUCUGGUCCCUCUUCAGUCCACUCAGUCAUUAGAGUCUUCCAGACCUUUCCCAGGUCCAGGGACAGGGAGUGGGAGACCCAGAGUGGGAGGAGAAGCCCCCAGGAUGUUUCUGUCAAGCGAAGGAGAGAUCCCACGUCGGAGAGCUCGAGAGCCAGCAGGGGCCAGACAAGAAGGGGAGGCUGAGGCAGAGUGGGGCUGGCCCCUACAUCCAGGGCAUGAGCAGGGGCCACCUAGGCAGGCAGGAUCCCCCACCUCAGGACCUAGGCCCUGCCCAUGCCCAACACUACCUCCUAGAGGAAAGGCCACAGCUUCAUCUAGACCAGCUCCCACACAGCUUCAGGGCAGGACACUGGAAUCUGCAGAACAAUCCUUUCUGCAGCUGGAGCAGGAGAACCAGAGUCUGAAAAGGCAGAACCAGGACCUUCGGGAGCAACUGGGGGCCCUCCUGGGGCCAGGGCAGCAGUUCCUACCUCUAUGUUCCGAGCACUCAAGCUGUACAGCCCUGGCCUGGGUAAGCGGGAGCACGCAUGGACCCAUGCAGUCCCGGACCCAUUCAGCAGCACCUCCAGCUGUCCACAGCCUUGGGAAUGACCCAGGGGCUUUCUCACAGUCUCCCGAGUCAGCCACCUGGCCCCUGGAAGACAGGGCACCUGUGCAGCUGUUGCGGCAGGAGCUCUGCCCAGGGAAAGAGUACUUUGUGCGGCAGUCCCAGAGUGAGCUGCAACAGAUCCGAUUGUCCUUUGAGAGGAAGAAGAUGGCCAUUACUGAGGUGUGGGAUGGUGUGGCCGAGGUACACAUGGCUCUGAACAACCAAGCCACCGGGCUCCUGAACCUCAAGAAGGACAUCCGGGGUGUAUUAGAGCAGAUGGAAGACAUUCAGCUGGAGAUACUGGGGGAGAGGGCCCAUUGCCGCACUCAGGCCAGGAAGCAACAGCAAAUGAUGGAGAAAGGCAGGCUACAGAUGGGAUGUUCCGAGGGCCUAAAGGGCCACCUCUGGCUGCUGGCCUUGAGGCUGCUGCUGGGUGCUCUGCUGGCCUGCACAGCGGCCUACGUAUACGUGGUGGACCCCACACCCUUCGAGGGGCUGGUGCCACCCCUGCUGAGCAGAGCCGCUGUCUGGAAGCUCAGGGCCCUACUGGGUCCCUUCUUGCGCCUCGAAGUGGACGACUUCCUGCCUUUCUAGACCGGAAGCCCAGUGGCCCCAGCAAGGAGAAGGCCAGGUGGCUGGCUCUGUUCCAGGGACCCAGGGGCCUUACUGGUCCUUGCCUACAGCACCACUGCACACAGUCUCUACCAGGAGCUGCAGAGAAGGGUGGAGGAGGGGCUAGUCCUGAGGGCUGGGCCUGCAGCUGGAUAUACAGUCAUGGCACACU